AUGUCGUCCGCCAUUCUUCUAUAUCUGUUGGCUACAGCCACCUUACUCUCUGCCUUGAUUGUCACCAUUCUCAAUGGCCUUGCCUACGCGACCUUACAAUCCUUACCAUCCUACACUCUUGCGAUGGGAUUGGCUCCCGUCGUACUCAGCAUUGUGACCUGCAUGUCUGUGCUUGUGCUGGUGUUGCUGCUUCACCAACAUGUUCGCAGUAAUUCUUCGUGGCCGAGAUGGAAGAUUGGCGUUUUCUACUUCACUGGCGCAUACCUCCUCGUCGCCGCGGCGUCCGUCGCAGGAACUAUGGCCAACAAUGACCUUGCCAGCUCACUCGCCCACAGUCAAUUGUUGAUUGCGCGCUCAAUCUUCUGGGCGAUCUCGAUCAUCACCCAAGGUCUAUACUACGGGUUUCUUCUGGUGACUUUGGCACAACGAAAACCCUGUCCAGAUUGGCCGCGCUCGUACUCGCAUGAGCUGAAAUCACUGCGUGACAGUGCUGAGCCCAUCUCCCCACCAGCUCAAACGGUCUGCGGCCCUUUUCCUGAUCUCCAGCACUUCGAUACCCGGCGAUCCUCUCUCCGCAAGUUUCCCCGACGUUCUAAUCGCUUCUCCGGCGGCACGUUAUGCCUCGAUGGCACUCGAGACGCCGAACACCACUCAUUUGAUACUAAUUCGUCCACCCGAUCCUCACUGGAACCCUCUCGCACGCAGGAGCGGACACCCGAGGCUUCGUUUACUUCAUUGGCUCCCGAGCGGGACACUCGGCCUCUUCUUGCACGAGGCAAUGGCAGUUUCCGCAGUAUGCCCAGUCUCCGGCGACCCCAGCACAUCCAGGCUUCAUUAGACAGCCUCGUCCAAAGGCCGCUGUCCCCGACUGCAUCGAGCAUCCAACCCGAUUCGCCGUCCAGCUCGACAUUCAAUCUUGUGCCCGAGAGCAAUUUUGGGUCCUCUCGCGACUCUCGCGAGCACCACAUCCACCCACUCUUUCGAUCGACAAGCCCGUGCCCGUCGCCCACUCCGACUCCAGGGACGAUGGUGAAAGCGUCCCCAUCCGCGGGCCAAACCAUCACGGUGAAGACCCUGACCCGCAUGCGAUCCGCCCGAUCGCUGCGCGAGACGGGCAUGCGCACCCCGUCGCCCUUCUCGCCUGUCGGCGCCUCGGACGUGGACCAGCCACGCACGCGACAAGAGUUCGGAUCGGGGCGGUCGUUGAUCCACGCGGGCCAUGUGCGACGCAGCAUCACGCAGUAUGAGAAGCGGUAUGACUUGAAAGAAUGGACGGAGGAGAAGUAA
Molecule: messenger RNA, 1287 nt
Organism: Penicillium macrosclerotiorum
Lineage: Eukaryota; Fungi; Ascomycota; Eurotiomycetes; Eurotiales; Aspergillaceae
Exons: 1
Coding region: 1-1287 (428 amino acids)
Source: RefSeq, a predicted model, not a curated record